Messenger RNA from Penaeus vannamei (Pacific white shrimp), 8996 nucleotides. The record is from RefSeq and is a predicted model, not a curated record. NCBI's taxonomy places the organism in Eukaryota, Metazoa, Arthropoda, Malacostraca, Decapoda, Penaeidae.
GCUCUAGAUAAUAAAGACAAAUUUUUAAGUAGUUUCGUUAAUUAGUUAUCGCUGGUUCGAGAGGAGGGUAUUUAGAUUACCCUACGGGUUAUCGCAGGUUUUCCCCGGUGCAACCCUUUGUGCUUUGUUCCUGACGGCGACUUUGCAGCCGAUUUUUUCUAACAUUUAGUGAAGUAAAAGGAACGUGUUGGUUGAAAGGAUGGCGGAGGGGGCGAGUCCGGUCCUAUAGUCAAUUAAAAACAUGGAAUUGCUUUCUGAUUAGCCCCCUUUAUGCAACAUGGAUAGAGUGUGCGGCAUAACAACCACACCUUAGGCUAUUCUGAGCUUGCAAUAAGGUCCCCAAAAGCCGUGCAAGGAUGUCAAGCAGAUUAGACCGGUUGUUCCUGCUGCUGGAGACAGGAGGCUCUGGCGUUACACGGCAGGCGGCAGCACAACAGCUAGGGGAAGUGGUUCGCCUGCAUCCCCACGAUCUUAACUACCUCCUGAGUCGCGUCCAUGUGUACCUGAGCUCUAAGUCAUGGGAAACGAGAAUAGCUGCAGGUCUUGCAGUCGAGGCCAUAGUGAGGAACAUUCCGCAGUGGAAUCCACAGCCUGUGAAGAGAGAGUAUGUUGAUGAGGAAAUGUGCAAGCCAGUAGCGGGCCGGCUGUCACUGGGCUCUUUUAACAUCAGCCAUGUCCUGCAGAAAGGGUCGUAUCUCAUGGCUGCCGAUGAGAAGCAGUUCGAGGCAGAGGAUGAAAAUAUUCCCAUGGAUCCUGUGGAGCGUAUUAAUUGCCAGCGGAAGUUAGUGAAUCAACGGCUCGGCCUUGAUGUUGCAGAAGUCAUUGGGGUUGACACUCAGAAUCUAUUUACAAAUGAAGAUUUAACAGACUCACAUCAAGGGGGAAUCACCUCACACAAUGGCCAGGAAAAAGAUGCAGUUGUGGAUAUUAUAAGAAGGGAGAUGAAAUCUGCGGGUUUACCAUUAAGUUCCAGGGAAAUGAAUAGGGCUCGGCGGAAGGCCAAGUUGUUAGCAAGACAGAAGUCGAUGGAUGUGUCUGAAUGUACCAGUGACGAGGGACCAGAGAAGAAGCGCAUGCGUCUGGCAAGUUCUGUAACAGUGGACCAAGCAGGAAGCGACGAUGAGGAGAGAAUGGUGGUUGACGAAGGACCUGUGGGAAUGUAUCCAGGAGAGGAGGGAACUGAGUGGCCCCUAGAUUCAUUUUGUGAGCUUCUUGCAACAGACUUGUUCAGUGCCUCUUGGGAGGUGCGACACGGAGCUGCAACAGGGCUCAGGCAGAUCAUUAAAGUACAUGGAAGAGGUGGUGGGAAGGCUACUUAUCAUACAAAAGAACAAAUGGAACAGUAUCACCAAGCCUGGCUAGAGGACAUGGCUGUGCGAUUGGUCUGUGUUUUAGCUCUAGACCGCUUUGGUGAUUUUGUCUCGGAUCAAGUUGUGGCGCCUGUGAGGGAGACAUGUGCACAAGCUCUGGGUGGAAUCUUGCACUUACUCUCAGAGGGGGGUGUCUUUGGUGUUCUUAGCUUACUGGAAACAAUGUUGUCAUGGAAGGAAUGGGAGGCUCGCCAUGGGGGUUUGCUUGGCCUCAAGUACCUCUUGGCUGUUCGAGAUGACCUCAGGUCGCAGCUACUCACUCAUGCAUAUCCACAUAUAUAUAAAGGCUUAGUGGAUGAGAUGGAUGACGUAGUGGCUGUGGCUGCAUCUUGUCUGGUUCCUGUGUCUGACAGUGUUGUCUUGCUGCUGGACCGAGAAGUAGUUACAAAGCUGGUGGCUACAUUGUGGGAUUCACUUCUUGACAUAGAUGAUUUGACUUCCUCGACCAACUCCAUAUUACUGCUUUUAUCAAAACUUCUUUCCCAUUUAAGUAGUGAUGCCAGCAUGCAAAGUGACCUGAAAGAACUGGCUCCAAGGCUUUGGCCAUUUCUCUACCACUCAAGUAGUUCUGUGAGAGGAUCUGCCCUUGCAACCUUAGCCACCCUCACGUCAGCCUCACACAGUGCAAAGGUUAAAGUAGAAAAUCAAGAAGUGGGAGCACAAGUUGAUAUUAAACAGGAAAACUCAUCAAACAGUUGUGAAAACGUGACAGCCAAAGUGGAGGAAAUGGCGAUGGAAGAACGUUCAGAGGCAGAAGAAAGUAGUAAGAUAGAUAUUAAACAAGAAAGCACAAACUCUCAUGAAAGUGUGACAGCCAAAGUGGAGGAGAAGUCACUGGAGGCAGAGGAAAAUAUCAAGAAAGAUGAUAAAAUGUUGGUGGAGAAGUCGCCAGAGGCAGAGGAAAAUAUCAAGAAAGAUGAUAAAAUGUUGGAGGAGAAGUCGCCGAAGGCAGAGGAAAAUAUCAAGAAAGAUGAUAAAAUGUUGGUGGAGAAGUCGCCGAAGGCAGAGGAAAAUAUCAAGAAAGAUGAUAAGAUGUUGGUAGACGAGGAGAAACAAGAUGAUAAGAAAGUCCCUCCCUCAGAUGAUCAGAAGAUGAAAAAGGAUGAGAAUAGCAAUCAAGAUCAGUCAACAGAGAAGGGAGAGCAAAAAGAAGAGGAAAUGGAAAAAGAAAAGAACGAAGUGAAAAAUGAACCAGAAAAUAAUCAAGCAGAGGUCAAAUUUCCUCAAGAGGAGACAAAAUGUGAGGAUUUUCUAGAAUGGCUAAACCCCAUUAUCCAACCAGCUCUCACUCACAUGUAUCAGAGAGCGUUGUUAGAAACCUCAGAAGAAAACAUCGAAUUUGUUUUCAAGAUAUGGGAACAGAUGUUGGCAAGGACAAGCCUUGAGAGUUUGCUGCCAGCUGUGUGUCCUAUGAUUGCUUCUUGGCUCUGCCUCAUGAUGGCCAACCCCAAGGUUCCUCUUGAGCCAACACUCUUACUAAUUGCUCAUCAUAAUAAGUCAGGUGAGGGGAAGAGAUUGCGAGUCGGUGCCCUAAAUGAUCCAGCGGAAAAAGCUGAAGCCAAAUAUUACCUGGGUGGUUGUGAACAGUAUAAUGAUCCUUGUGAGAAACAAUCUGUGGUUGUGAGGGCCAGAUGUGCUGCUGCAAGACUCCUAGGUUGCCUUUCAAACUAUGUGAUUAAGCCCAUGCCAGGGAUAGUAUACCCUCCCGAGGAAACUCCUGUUCUAUGCUACAUUCGCCUUCUUAUUGCACAUCUCAGCUCUCGUUCGGCAGUGCAGCGACUAGCAGCAGGAGCUGUGGUUAGGGAAUGGGCAUCAAUAUAUGCCAACCAAGAGUGCCAUUCACUCCUUCAGAAUGCUCUACAUUCAUGUCUGAUGGAGGUUGUCUACUAUGAUGAAAUUGCUUUGUCUUUUACAAGAUUACAGCAGGAAACACGUGACUUUAUGGCUAUGCUAAGACAUUAUAAGCUUCCUUUAGAUGAGGCCUUCAUAAAUGCUCCAGUAUUAACCUUAGAACAGAUUCAGAAUCUCAGCGGGCAUGUAGCUUUAACGUUAUUUAACGGAGGACGCCUUAGACCCAAAGUUCAUAGUACACUGGAAGAGAGACGGAAAGCUAUUCAAAAUAAUGUGUCGCAAACCUCAACAGACCAGAUAAGCUUAUCUACAACGACUCAGGCAAUAAUCUCUGGAGCUGUAGUGCGAUUUCGGAUUUUACCACCUAAGCUCAACCCAAUUAUUAAGCCUCUCAUGGACAGCAUCAAGAAGGAAAAGAUUGAACAAUUGCAGGCUUUAGCGGCAAGGGACCUUACCAAACUGUUGGAGCUGUGUAUGGACCGACAAACCAACCCAAAUGGCAAAGUGAUCAAGAAUCUUGCUUCUUUUCUCUGCGUAGAUCAAGAAUUUACUCCUAAAAUCCCUCAUGAGGAAUCCAAGAACACAGGAGAUGCCAAUAAACAAAAAGGAAUACUGAGCUUGUCGUCACAGCUGAAGAACGCAGAGCGCCAGCUUCUCAGGCGAACUUCAUCAAUCACUGGACGUGGCCCAGGAAGACCGCCGGCCAAUGCAAAGAAAGAAGACCCUAGUGAGGUUACUGAGGCAAUCUUAGACUCAGAGAAUCAACAACUAGCAGAAAUUCAACGGAGAGGAUGCACAACCGCUCUGACGCACGUUGCUCAGUACUUUGGCGCUGAACUGCCAACCAAAGUACCUCAGCUAUGGGAUCUACUGUGUAGUCCAUUCAGUGUACCUCCCCAGAAUGAAGUAACUGUGAAGGAUUCACAGGAGGCAGUGCACCAGCUGCAGCUUCUGGAGGUGGUGGUACCAACGCUACAUCCGAAGUUGGUUGCGGAGUUUGAGACAAAGUUAGAGCUGUUUGAGCACUGGCUCUACCAUCCAUACAGCGAAGUGCGCCACAUGACCACUCGAGUGAUGGGCUCUCUCGCCACUGUGCUGACUGUGCCUGUGAUGACCUAUGUGGUGGAGCAGGUUGUGCCAGCACUUACUGCCAUUGAUAAUGACAACAAGAGACAAGGAGCUGUUGAAUGCAUAUUUGCUGCCAUUGAUCGUUUGGGAUUUGAUGUCGUGCCUUACAUUGUUCUCCUUAUUGUGCCUUUAUUAGGUCGUAUGAGUGACCAAGACAAUAGUGUCCGCCUCAUGGCCACACAUUGUUUUGCAACCCUCAUCCGAUUAUUGCCUCUUGAGGGAGGUGUGCCAGACCCUCCCAAUCUGAGUGAUGUCCUCUUACAGCAGAAGCGAAGAGAAAGGGAUUUCCUUGAGAGACUGCUUGAUCCAUCCAAAAUUGAGAAUUACAAUGUUCCCUUGCCUAUUAAUGCAGAGUUGAGGUCAUACCAGCAAAGUGGAGUGAACUGGCUCUAUUUCCUGAAUCAGUACAGACUUCAUGGAAUCUUGUGUGAUGACAUGGGUCUUGGCAAGACUUUGCAGUCAAUCUGUAUUCUAGCAGGUGAUCACUUCAGCAAAAGAAAGGAAUAUCAGAAAUUGGGCCAGAAGGGAAAUAAACCCCUCCAGUCCCUUGUGGUAUGCCCUCCGACCCUCACAGGACAUUGGGUCUAUGAGGUUGAGAAGUUUGUCAAGAGGAAAUACUUGAAUCCACUACACUACUUUGGCCCUCCAGCAGAGAGAUACAAACUGAGGAGGUUCUUCCCAGACCACAACCUGAUAGUAGCAUCUUACGACAUUGUAAGAAAUGAGAUCGAUUUCUUCUCUCAAAUUAAGUGGAAUUACGUGAUUCUCGAUGAGGGUCAUGUUAUUAAAAAUGGAAAAACAAAGGUAAUGUAUUUUGGAUUCAUCAAAGCCAUUAAGCAACUUGUGGCCCACCAUCGUCUGAUUCUCCCCCCACAAAACAACGUUCUGGAACUGUGGUCACUCUUUGAUUUUUUGAUGCCAGGCUUCUUGGGCACAGAAAGACAGUUUAUGGCCCGCUAUGCCAAGCCAAUCCUUCAGUCACGGGAUGCUAAGAGCUCAAGCAAGGAGCAAGAAGCGGGGGUCCUGGCCAUGGAGGCACUUCACAGGCAGGUUCUUCCUUUCCUACUGCGGCGAGUCAAGGAAGAUGUUCUGAAGGAUUUGCCUCCCAAGAUUACUCAGGAUUAUUACUGUGAUCUAAGUCCUUUGCAACAACAGUUGUAUGAGGACUUUGCUCGUACACAAGCCAACCAGGAUAUUAACGAUGCACUCAGAAGUACAGACCAAGAGAAAGAAGUUGGAAACAAGCCUCAUAGUCAUAUAUUCCAGGCACUCCAGUAUUUAAGAAAAGUAUGCAACCACCCGAAGCUGGUACUAAAGCCACAACAUCCUGAGUAUGAGCGGGUAACAGCCCAGCUCAAGGAAUGUAGCUCCUCGCUGUCAGAUGUAACACAUUCUGCAAAAUUGCCUGCUCUGAAACAGUUGCUUCUGGAUUGUGGCAUUGGUGCUGGUGGAGGGACAGAGACUGAAGUCGUCGUGUCACCUCAUCGAGCACUCAUUUUCUGUCAGCUGAAGGGCAUGUUAGAUAUAAUUGAAGAUGAUUUACUAAAGCGACACUUGCCAAGUGUGACAUACUUGAGACUCGAUGGCUCAGUCCCAGCAGGAUCCAGACAUCUUGGGUUCAAUGCAGAUCCUUCCCUUGUACAGCGGUUCAAUGCAGAUCCCUCCAUUGAUCUACUGCUGCUCACAACACAAGUGGGAGGUCUGGGACUCAAUCUGAUAGGGGCAGAUACUGUCAUCUUUGUUGAGCAUGACUGGAAUCCAAUGAGGGAUCUACAGGCCAUGGAUCGUGCUCAUCGAAUUGGUCAAAAACGUGUUGUCAAUGUAUACCGCCUUAUCACAAGAGGAACCCUUGAGGAGAAGAUUAUGGGAUUACAGAAAUUUAAGAUGAUGACAGCAAAUACAGUGAUCAGCCAUGAGAAUUCUAGUCUGCUUAGCAUGGCCACCAAUCAGCUGCUAGAUCUGUUCACUCUUGAUUCUGGCGGAAAGGCUGAGGCACAAAACAGAGGUGAUGACACAGGUAGCACUCAGGGUCUUGGAGUUGGCUGCACUGGAGCAAAGGCAGUGCUGGAGAAUCUGCCAGAGCUUUGGGACGAAGACCAAUAUCAAAGUGAAUAUGAACUCACAGCAUUUAUGAAAUCCCUUAAAAAGUGAUGUGGAUGAGACAGCCAAGGCUUGUAUGCUUUGUAAAAGUAUUUUAUGAAAUGGGUAAUGAAAAAACAGUAUUUUUUCCAGGGAGUAGUUUUUUUUUUUUCUUUUUUUUUUCAAAUUUUAGUAGCUGUAGGUAUUUCCAGAGGGCAAUAAUAAACAAUGUUGAUAGUUGUAUCUUUCAUUUGUACAUUGUGAUACAAUGUAACACACUAAACCAGUCAUUCCAUCAUAAAUCUUUUACUUUUUUUAUUGUGAUAAAGAUUAUAUUUUGUAAGCUUUGGUGUUGCAGUUGUACAUAAUAUAUAGUGAAAAUUGUAUGGAGUUGAUAUACGACAAGACAAUUACUUUGGCUCCUAAAAAGAUUAAAUAAAAUAAAUAGCCAUAAGUGUCAGAACUGUAAAAACAAAGAUCUUGUUUUCAGUAUUACAGAUUUGUAAUGCAUAUUCUUUUCAUAAACUCUUCUGUAACCCAAAAUUUAAUGUCAGUUACAGUUGUAAGUAUACAGGAUAGGUGUGAGUAGUUCCAUUCACCGGAGAGUCAUUUCCUGAUUUCAAUAAGUGUUAGGUUAGCCCGUCUUUGUUUCUUUAUUAUUAUUUUUUUUUAUCCCUCUCUGUACUUUCCUCAUCCUCUUUAUUUUAAAUAGUUUUUCUCUAGUGCUGUUGCAAGUUUUUAAUAGAACAUAUUUUGUCCAAUUAUUUGAUAUUUCAUUGGUUUUGGUACCACACAUUACAAACUACCACAUGAGGUGGAGUUGUGCAGUGGCCAUACACCCAUUUAGGCUACACCUUUACCACAAAACUGGCCAAGGACACGUUUCAUUUGUAAGCUUCCAUUCCAUUGCAGAGUACAUGUGUGAAAGCUCUCCACUCCAAGUAGAAUACAUUUCUUUUUAGAAUCUUGGGUUCCACUCCUCAGGCCCUGCCCUGGUAUCAGAGUUACACUUCUUAUAUGCCUAGAAUAUCUUCAAAAUUUUAACUAUAUAAUAUUUAACAAAUGUUUAAAAUGAUCAUAAACUAGAUUCUUUUGCUUGCUAAAAAAGAGCAAGAUCUGGAUUAAGAAUGAGGAAGUUGGGAAGCCAGACCCGAAGCAGAGUGCAUAUACUAGGCCUAGACAAAAGUUGGGUAAUAACUGAUUUGUUUGGAUCCAGAGUCAAAUGAGGCUAGUGGAACCCUGGCUUUAAUGGAAUAAGCAGUUUGUCUGACAAUUUGUGUUUGUGGAAUGUGUGCAUUUUUUUUUUUCUACCUCUUUUGAGCCACUCUUUUACUAGAACAAAAUGAACUUGUCCAGAAUGCAAAAGUAUUAAGACUCUACGUUAGCUUAUCCUUAUUUGGCUUCAAAGUUGCUCUCAAAUUUUCCUUGAUGUAUAUCAUCAAUGACAUCUUGAUAUGACUUUUACAACGCUUUCAAAAGGAGUUCCUCCUAAGAAAAGGAUCCAAGGGUUUAUAAUAACCCCAUAAGCCGUUGAUGGCCCAGUACCCCUAUCGUUAGAGAUAGAAUUGGAAAGAUAAUUUAUGCUCUCUGGACCAAUAACCAGCAAAAGCAGUACUCUGGCUGAAGAUGGGAAGUUACCCAGGACACAGUGGCAACAAUCCGAAUAAAGCUGUGAAAAAACGGAAACUGGGCGAACUUUAAUGAACAAUGACAGGAGAGAUUUCGUAUCCAAGGGCUUAAUGUAGCCACCUCAGAAAGCAUGCUCUGCUCCCUUUUGGAGCUGGGUUUCACUGAUCCAUAUUUCUGACUCUUAUGAUUAGGAGAUAUUGCCCUUUCUGUGAAAUGACAACUUUGUAAUGCAGAAGAGUGUAUAACAGAAAUUAUGAAUAUUACAUCAGCUAGAUGUCUUAAUGUACAGCUAGAUUUACUAAGAUGGUCUCAAUAUAGGCUCAUACUUUACUUUAUUCAUUAUGUGACAUGUGCACUGAUUUUUGCUAGACCAUUUUUAAAACCUUUGUUGUGAUACACAGUUCUAUAAAAUUUGCCACAUUUUUAUAUUGUGAUGAGAAUGAGUAAAAAUUUAAGUUUAAUCAACAGUAUUUUAAAACGGCUACUUUGCUACAACUUACAUCAUCUGUUGCCUGUGGGGUUUCCUUUUUUCGGAGAUACAGGCUGGAACUGGAAGGUGCAGCUGAAGAGGCUGAACUUCCAGAGGAGGUAGUACUUUCAAAUAUUAUGAAUUACGACAUUGUUAUACCCAUAUACUUGUCUUUGGUAAAAUUAUUUACUUGUGAUUUGGCUGACAGCUCACUAACAGUUUAUGUGUCUGUAUUAUAAAGAAAAAUGUUUAUAUAAAGCGUACAUUGUAUGAAAUUAUUGGUAAUCUCAAUUAAACAAAUUUUCUACAGAACACUUUUCAAUUGCACAUACCUGCCUUUAAAAAAAUAUUUUACCUUCUACAAAGUACUUAAAUUAUCUGAUUGGUAAACUUCAACACAGGUCUGUUAUAAAUAUUACAUUUGUAUUGAGUAUUUUUGUAUACAAAAAAUAUAUUGUUACUAAAUUACA